Messenger RNA from Paraphaeosphaeria sporulosa, 2097 nucleotides. RefSeq lists its product as uncharacterized. The transcript has a single exon. The record is from RefSeq and is a predicted model, not a curated record. Lineage: Eukaryota; Fungi; Ascomycota; Dothideomycetes; Pleosporales; Didymosphaeriaceae. Bases 400 to 1755 code for a protein of 451 amino acids.
UCCCGCCGUCCCCCGAGAUGCUUUGCAUGCCACCUUAGCGCACUGGCGGCACGCACCCUGGCAAGACCCGCUAAUCAACAACCCAUAAGAACGCCUCUUGCUCUAGCGAGACAACACGAAGCCCCGGCCGCUUGCCUGUGCGGUGCGACUGGACGCAUCCUUCGCUCGCCCGUCUGCGCCGCACCUGCCAGGCCUUUGCUGCUCUGCCAUGGACGCUCGUCCCUGAGACCUCACCUCGCUCCCUUGUGCAACUUCAUUUCCAGCACCGCCGCACCCUCCUCCCGGCCUGGCGAACCGCUUCAUAACUCUGCCGCGGCCCGCUCCCGCUGACGGCCCAUUGUCCUCGUCGCCACCCGGAUUGCCUCUUGACCUCCAGCUCUCCCCGCACGUCUUGCUGCCAUGGACCGCAAGCUCCCUCCCCUCAGACAAGUCGUCGACAUGAACGGCAAGCCUCGUGAAACCCCGGCUCCGCUGAUGGCCUCGUGGACGCCCAUCAAUCAGCAACCCCGACCGGAGGGUCCUGUGUCUCCACGGACGAGGCACGCAAAUCCCCAGGUGAACGGUCAACCCUCGCCGCCCUCGCAUCACCAGGACCGCAGCGAGAACCCAACGCUGCCACAGGACCGGACGACUGCAAUCUCUUCUUCGACCAAUUCCACUCACGGCGGGUCGUCCUUCGACGGCCAUCCUGCGCAUUUCUCUCCAGGCGAGCACCAGACUGCGGGGAAGCCAAUCAACGCGCGCCAAGACUCUGCUGUCUUCCCCUCUGCAACCUCCCAAGCACCCACAACUGUUCUCCCAGGAAACACCUCUCAAUCGACACGAAGUCCGGAACUCCAUCAUCGUUCUGCUCGAGACACUGCAGCUCAUCCUCUCACACCUCCCUCUGAUCCACUUUCCCACCAGUCCUAUUCCCGCAACGUUUUGACACAUCCACCUGCCUACGGUAGACCACCAGCCCCACCCUCCAUCGGAUCUCAACAAGACGCUCCAAACAUGAACUCCCAACGCCGCCGGGAACGUUCUGAUUCAGACGUAAACCGCACGGACGCGCCACCAUUGCCACAUACCGUACUCUUCAAUGAAACGAACAAGAUGCCGCCUCCACCGAUUCCUCCAUCGACUCUACCUUCAGAGCCUCUGACAACAGAAGCUACUUCGCCCCCUUCGAGUACUCAUGUUCUGCAACAAACUCCAAGGCACCCACAGGAUGCAUCAGACAACGAUGAAGAAGUGGUCAAGUGUCCAUAUUGCCAUGAUACAUGGAGCCAUCCACCACCAGACACCGAGAAGUUCUAUCCGACACCAUCUCUCAACUUCCAGGACUUUAAUCGCAACAUGACCACUUUGAGUACAUUUUCCCAGACGUACCAGCGCGAAAGAGAUGCAAGUUACACCAAGUGGAGAGAUACUCAUCUGCGUGGUCAUGGUCAUUGUAAUUGUACCGAACGUCAAUCAGGCAGCAAGAGGAAGCUCGAGGAAUCCGUCGAGAAUACAUCCCCUCCUUCGAAGUCACAAAAACGCGACAGCGAGUCUCCACCACGAAUAUCACAUUUAACGCCACCCCCCGAUCAGGCGAAUGGGGGUACUGCAUCGGGACCAUUCCAUGUUGAUCCCAAACCCGACCCUCGAUUACCUGACACAAUAGCUCGGGUACUAGGACCCUACAAACCCCCUCGCCACGACUCCGACGGCAUGUUUCACGACGUACAUGGAGAAGGACAUAGGGUCAAGACCGAAGAAACUGCGCACUAGCAUCAUCCAGCGCGUGAGAAGGGCGGCUUCAUUAGUGCAAUGAACAAAUCAUGGCACCCGAGAUCCAUCCAGCAUCGCUGCUCAUGUUCUACGACACGCUCUUGCUCCGCCUCUAGUCGACUCCAUGGGAAGCCAAAGUCUACAAAGAUCCCUUCCGUGCUUUCUGCAAAAGUUCGGCGCCAUCCGCCGUCAUGUUCACGUCCUAGCGUUGCUUUUCACAUACACGCAUUUGCCCCACUUGCAAGGCGCAUGUACCUGUACUCUACUUCUCACAUAUACCCCCGUACGACCUUCAUUACUUCAAGCAUCCGUAGCAUAUCUGCAUCGCCUCAACAAGCGCAU